Molecule: messenger RNA, 1806 nt
Organism: Ixodes scapularis (black-legged tick)
Lineage: Eukaryota; Metazoa; Arthropoda; Arachnida; Ixodida; Ixodidae
Gene: Pex2
Product: peroxisome biogenesis factor 2
Exons: 9
Coding region: 197-1093 (298 amino acids)
Biological process (GO): protein import into peroxisome matrix
Cellular component (GO): peroxisomal membrane
Molecular function (GO): zinc ion binding
Source: RefSeq, a predicted model, not a curated record
GACAUCGACAAGACCGAAAAUGGCGCCACCCGUUUCCUCAUUUGCGCGUUUUCGUGAAAGACAGGGUAGUUGUUCUCCGAGUUAAUUAGGGUGGAAUGUAGUCGGUUACUUUUGUCCCUAAAUCACGUUAUGCCUUAUAGGGGUGUUGAAAAUUUAUUUGUGCGUUGAGGUUUUGGUUUAACUUGAUUUAGUGCCGAUGUCAAGCGACGGAAAGCCCAUCGUUGGUUCCCGAGUGAAUCAGCUAGAUGCCGAGGAACUUGAUGGAGAGCUGUUUACGUUGUUCAAGGCGAAGCUGGCCGAUGUAUUCAAGCACGUCGAUGGCAGCUUCUACCCGACCUAUGAGCCGGAAAUAAAAGCCAUCCUGAAGGCCCUGCUGUAUGGAUUCACGGUGUGGGACUGCGGAUCUACGGUGGGACAGCGCCUCCUGGGCCUGGAGUACUUUGCCGGGCGGGGCACCGUGAAACGGGCCUCUCGGGCCCAGAUCCUGGCACUGGUCUCUCUUGGCACGCUGCUGCCCUGGCUCCGGGAGCGCUGUCUGGGAGUUGGCCUGCGGCGGCUCUCAUACCACCGGCGCUGUCAGGUGGAGCGCGGACUGGGUCACCUGGAAACAGCCGUGAGGGUGGCCUCCGUGGCCAACUUCGUGCUUUUCCUGCUUCGAGGAACAUACUGCUCUCUGUCUGCCAGGCUCACGGGGGUCAUCAGCGGUCAUGCACAGCGACCAAUGAUCCGCGAGGUGCAGUUUGAUUUCAUGAAUAGAGAACUCCUGUGGCAUGGCCUUGCGGAGUUUGUGGGCUUCCUUCUGCCACUGGUGAACAUCUACCCAGCAAAGAACUUUGUGGUUCGGAAGCUCCUGCACCGCAAGAUGUCUCCGACAUCGCCUUACGAGAGGACGCCGAGUGAUCUCGCACAUUGUGGCAUUUGCGCUGUAGCACCCACUCAGCCCCACGAGAUCGGCUGUAGGCACGUCUUCUGCUAUUACUGCAUUGCGAGCCAGGUAACUGCGGACCCCAACUUCACCUGCCCGCUGUGCAAUUGUCCCUCGCUCGGCCUGGAAAACCUGAGGGAGGCGGCAUUGUCAUUGAAGCAAAAUUGAGGGCGGACAUCAGGACGGAAAUCAAAUGAUUGAACACCGGAAACGGAAAGCCCGCAGUCAGCGGGCAGGACGGACACAUCAAGAUUGCAAGAGGGUCUUCUCCCCCUUGCUGUAUCUCCAGGGCAGCAGAUUGGAGGAAGGGGCCCUCGCUCCGUGAUAAUGUCAGGUGUCUUUCAGUGUCGAGGAUAAGAUUAGAUAUGUACAGUAUAUACAACUCGUUGCCAAAGCGAUCGUCAAAAAAGAACUCCUUCCGUCAGGCCCAGCAAGGUCACCGCUUCUUUGGUCUUCCUGGAAAAGGAAGCAGGGCGACACUUAUGAUGCCAACAGUCGGGAGAUAAACCGUCGUAAAAACAGCUAAAUUAUGAGGGGGUGAAGGGGGAAGGGCAUCCUAAGGGAUCUCUUCCCCUCGACGCACACCUAACUACGGGUGUGAGACAGCUGCAUUUCAACUGAUUGGGAUUCUGCUGGAUAAGUGAAGGUGAUGAGAACAAUGCUGGAAAUUUCGGCCAAAUAAUACUUUUUUGCUGAGUGAAGUUUGCAAUGGAUUGGAGACAUUGUUAAGAACACCUCCGAAAUUUAUUUUGCAAUUGAGUUUGAAAUAACUGGUGCAUAAUUUAAGAAGCAAGAAAGGUUCUGUGGGUUCGCACAAGAACAGUUCAGGAUCGGGUCUGCCUGAAGUGGGCCAAUGAAACAAAAAAAGAAAAAAAAAAAAA